This is a messenger RNA of Fomitopsis serialis, 699 nucleotides long. RefSeq lists its product as uncharacterized. The record is from RefSeq and is a predicted model, not a curated record. Lineage: Eukaryota; Fungi; Basidiomycota; Agaricomycetes; Polyporales; Fomitopsidaceae. The transcript is spliced from 2 exons. The annotation marks the transcript as partial.
ACACCGGAAGAGCUUGAAGGCUUCCAAGAAGGCCGCUGUUGUACUGCGAAGAAGUUCAAACUAGACUUGAAGGGCACGGCGGCCAACAAAUGGAACAAGUCCGCAACGGAGGUGUUUACUGACAAUUUCCUAGAAUGCAAGCAAUACCAGUGUAAGAAGAGGUCAGAGAUAUCGGCGGCGUUUAGGUCCCACUUGCGGGGGCUAAUCAAGAAGUACGAGGAGCAACUGUUGAAACCGACCCCGGAAGCCGUCCUUGCGAAGAAAUGGCAGCACAGUCGCCUGCAGCGGAAGCAGAACAAAUUUCAACGGCGACUCGCCUCUUGUCUAAUGUACGACCAGCUGCUCCCUCAUCAAGAAUUCUUGAGAAUUCUUGGUCCCAACGGCAUGAGCUCGGACGAGCCUGACAGUACCCCAGGACAGUUCCGUGUGCUGCUUAAGCCGUGGAGACAAUCGCAAAUCUCUCGGUUUAUGGGUGUCUUCGAUGCUGCAUACGAAAGAUACAGGGCUCCACCAGGCCUGCCGGUGACGCGCGGUGCCUUGCCCGGUCGCCGCGUAGCCUCUGAUCCAGUCGCAAUCGACGACAACCAACCGGCCGUCAAGGGACUACCGAUCAACGCCUAUGACCCGCAUUGGUAUGGUCGGCUUUCAAGCAUCCAGAAACAAGAAUUGCGCGUCGUCUCUAAGCCUUACGACUUCAGC